Molecule: messenger RNA, 1349 nt
Organism: Haplochromis burtoni (Burton's mouthbrooder)
Lineage: Eukaryota; Metazoa; Chordata; Actinopteri; Cichliformes; Cichlidae
Product: C-type mannose receptor 2
Exons: 7
Source: RefSeq, a predicted model, not a curated record
CAAGCACAAAUUAUUGUUCUGUUUUUCUUCAACAGAUUGCCGAAAAAAUUGGGUAAUUUUCAGUGAUAGUUUGUACCAGGUGUCUUCAGAGAAGAAAUCCUGGCAAGAAAGCAGACAAGACUGUCUUCAAAAAGGUGCACACCUGAUGAUUAUCAACAGCCGAGAGGAACAGAACUUUGUGAACCAGUUCAAGAAGAAUUUGUGGAUUGGAAUGACUGACUCAGAGAAAGAGGGGACAUGGAAAUGGGUGGAUGGGACUCGAACGAGCACAAGCUACUGGAAUCAGGAGUAUAAAGAGCCAAAUGGUGGCACACAGCAAAAUUGUGGAGAGAUAGAUAAUUACAAUGCAGAAGACAGCUGGAAUGAUGCACCAUGUUCCAAUACACAAUUCUGGAUAUGUGAGAAGAGAGUUUACUUGAACCAGUACGCCUCAUCUGUACUGGAUUACAUCUCCAAAACCACAGACAGUGUCACCACCCAGAAACGGAUUACCAUGUACCCCAACCAGAAGCGUUGGAUGAACUGGGAUGUUCGUCUCCUCCUGAAGGCCUGCAACAUUGCCUUUAGGUCAGGAGAUGCACAUGCCUACAAUUGCCAAGAAAAAUGGGUGGCCUUCAGUGAUAGUUUGUACCAAAUUUCUUCAGAGCAGAAAUCCUGGGAAGAAAGUAGACGAGACUGCCUUAAAAAAGGUUCAGACCUGAUGAUCAUCAACAGCCGAGAAGAACAGAACUUUGUGAACAAGUUUAAGAAGCAUUUGUGGAUUGGACUGACUGACUCAGAGACAGAGGGGACAUGGAGAUGGGUGGAUGGGACUCAAAUGUCUUCAACAAGCUACUGGAAUAGUGGGGAACCAAAUGGUGGCAGAAAUGAAAACUGUGGAGAGAUAAAAACUUACAACUCAGAAAACAGCUGGAACGAUGAAUCAUGUUCCAAUGCAAAAUUCUGGAUAUGUGAGAAGAGAGUUUCUCCAUAAUUUAACAUCCACGCCCAACAAAUACUGCAGAACACAGAGCCAUGAGAUCAACUUCUGAAAUGAAGCUGAACAGAAAGCAGUGGACACUUACAGCGAGUAAAAUAAGUCACCAAUUUUCUGAGUAAAUAUAUUUCUAAAGGUAUAAUUAACAUAAAAUUCUUGCCAUGUCAGUAACAAUCCAUCCAGUCCAUACAAGUCAUUAUUACAAGCAUGUAUAAUAAUGAAAAAUGACACGGAAAAAGUAUUGAACACAUGAAAAAGGUGCAAAAAGGCAUGGAGAGCUGUGACACCAGCUGAACUGUAUUAGUAAUAAGAAAGCAAUUCUGUCACUUAGGCAAAUUACUAUCAGCUGGUUCAGUCUCAACUGAUGGGCUAU